Molecule: messenger RNA, 10383 nt
Organism: Microplitis demolitor
Lineage: Eukaryota; Metazoa; Arthropoda; Insecta; Hymenoptera; Braconidae
Gene: dom
Product: helicase domino
Exons: 14
Coding region: 472-9537 (3021 amino acids)
Cellular component (GO): Swr1 complex
Molecular function (GO): ATP binding; ATP-dependent chromatin remodeler activity; ATP hydrolysis activity
Source: RefSeq, a predicted model, not a curated record
ACCAGUAAAACCGGAAAUGAUAUUAGCAAUAAGUAAAAUGUGUAUAAAAAUAAACCAAUGAGAGUGUAGUAUUUUCGCCACGUUGCCAAAUUGGAGUAUAAUUUAAACCAAUGGAAUACGAGGAUUGCAAGUGAAGGGAACAGAAAUGCCAUCUAGGAAUGGCUUGUAUAAGCAAAGUUUUGAGUAGUAGGCAAGCGAGCAAGCGAACCCGAGCGAGGAUCGUGGGCCUGGUUGUGUGUUAGCUCGUGAAAUAUUGUCGGGAACCGUCGCCAUGUUUAGAAGUGUGCUGUACGUCCUUGAUAAAGUCUAACUAAAAUGUAUCGUAAAAUAUUAGAUAUAUCUAAUGUACUAAACAUUACGUGAGGUACCUAAUUAAUUAAUUACAAUUGCUUUAAACAAUUGUGCGGUUUAUUUAUGUGGAUGCCGUAUUUACGUACCGUAAUUUUGUGAUUAAAUAAUGUGUCAUGUGUAAUGAGUGAUAAGCAGGGCGUGCCAACUUUGCCGCCCCUCACUGGGGGUGGAAAUAACAAUGGGGGAAGCAGCAGUUCUAGCAGUGGAACUCAGCAGCAACAGCAAACAAUUAAUUUGCAGCAAGUAUUGGCAAGUCAAGGUCUCAAUGUCCUCACAACAGGAGCUGGACAACAAUUUGUCAUCACGUCUCAAGUUCCUGGCCUUACUCAGGUCCUACCAAGUGGUGCGACGACAACAGCUGGAUUACAACAAGUCACACGUAUUGUUAAUAUCAGCAAUAUGUCGACGGCAAGUGGUUCGCCUUUGGGGUCACCCAAUCGGCAGAAUACGACGAAAGUUGUACUCGCAACAUCACCGAAACUCGUCAGAACGACAUUGGGAAAUAUGUUUCUUACGCCAACGUCUCAAAUAACAUCAUCGCCACCAGCUAAAAAACUUAAACUUACUGAUGCUGCGGAAAAACCGACGAUGCUUGAUGAUGCCAAUGGUUAUCGUCGACGUAUUAUGGAGCACAAGAUCAAGAGAAUGCGCGCUAUUCGUGAAAAGUACACGGAAAAUGCGUCGGAACUUUAUUUUCUUCAUGCUGGUGGUAAUAUUAUGGACUUUCAAGCGUGGAAAAAGAAGCCGGCUACGUCAUCAUAUCUUCAAUUUCUACGUCAGCAUCGUUUAGAUCCUGACGAUGAAAAUGAAGAUCUUACUGCUCCGUUGCCAGCAAUUGCAGACAUCGCGGUGUCAUCAGUAACGACUAUGCCCACUUCAAACACGAUUUCAACAAGCCAAGGGGGAGAAGUGAAGAUUGCUGGUGUCGGUGUUACUCCCGUUGCAGUCUCCACAACUCUACCAGCUGCUGUUGCACAACUUAGUCAGCAAGUUCCAGAUUCAUCAAAACCUUCAGCAGUUGUGACUGCAAAUCCUUCUGCAAAUACGUUAAGUAAACAGCCUGCGGCCUCAACUUGCGUAAAAACAAUGGUAUCAAUGACAACAGCGGUAGCAACCACUCCGACAGCUACCACUACCGCAACUUCAACAUCAACUCCAACUUCAUCCGCUCAACCCGUUGUUAAACUUUUUAAAUUAUCUGCAAAUGCUCCGUCUUCAUGUGAUAUUCAAAAUAACCAGGAGCAAAUUGCAGAGAAAGCUAAACAAGAAGCUUAUGUAAUGCAAAGAAUAACGGAACUACAGCGCGAGGGCCUUUGGUCGGAAAAACGAUUACCAAAAGUACAAGAGCCAGGGAGAACAAAAGCACACUGGGAUUAUCUGCUGGAAGAAAUGGUAUGGCUAGCUGCUGAUUUUGCGCAGGAGCGUAAAUGGAAAAAAGCUGCGGCUAAAAAAUGUGCUAGAAUGGUACAAAAACAUUUUUUGGAAAAAGAAGCGCAGGCUCAAAAAGCCGAAAAAUUACAAGAAUUGAAGUUGAAAAAAAUGGCUGGAUUUAUUGCUAAAGAAAUAAAAACUUUUUGGGCUAAUGUUGAAAAACUCGUGGAGUUCAAACAGCAGACGAGACUGGACGAAAAAAGAAAAAAAGUACUGGAUCAGCAACUGAACUUUAUUGUUGGCCAAACUGAAAAAUAUUCCACGUGGUUAACAGAAGGAUUAAAUAAAACUGAAGGUACCACGAGUAUUUCAGCUUCGAAAAAUAGUUCGAGAAUAGCAUCACCCGUACCCGCAGAAAAACAACAUUCAGAUGAUGAGUUUGAGCCAAAUCAAAGUUCAGAAGAUGACGAAGAAACGAUAGCAAAAGCUGAGGAGGAGAUGAAAUCAAAUCACAAAGAGGAAGUUGAGUUACUUAAAAAAGAAUCUGAAAUACCUUUAGAAGAUUUACUAAAGGAAUUACCGCCAAACUAUCUUAAAGAGAGAGAUAAAGGUUUGUCUCCGCCUCCAGAAGAUUCGAUUAAUGUUGAAGAGGCACAAGAAAAUAAUACGGACGGUGAUGCUGAAUUUACCGUUGCUUCAGAAGAAUCUUCAGAUGAUGAAAAUACAAUUAUGGAACAGGAAGAGGCUGAAGGUAAUAGUGUAGAUCAUCGGCAAGAGUUGGACGAUCUUAAAGCCGAAAAUGAAAUGUCUAUUGAUGAAUUGAUGGCCAAGUAUGGAAGUAUGCCAGCUACUAUGGAUGUCGAUGAAGAAAGUGAACACGAAUCUGAUAAGGAUGAUGAUGAAGAAGGUGAGGCCGAAGCUGAAGCCGAGGCCGAGGCUGAAGUUGAAGCUGAAGAAAAAUCAGAGAGUGAAAAUGAAAGUGAGGAUGAAGCUAAAGAAGAUGAUGAAGAUUCACAAAGUCAGAGUGAUGAUGGUGAUGAGGAAAUGGAUAUUGGUCUGAAAUCGUUGUUAGAAGAUUUAGAUGAUAAAUCGUCGAGUAAAAAUGCCAAUGAGUCACACUCUGAGGCGCACAAUGAAAUGGAUGAUGUUGCCGCCUUAGCUGAAAGUAUUCAACCCAAAGGAAAUACACUACUAACAACAAGUGUUGUGACGAAAAUUCCGUUUCUUUUGAAACAUUCGCUCCGUGAAUAUCAACACAUUGGUCUUGAUUGGCUUGUAACAAUGUACGAACGAAAAUUAAAUGGAAUAUUAGCUGAUGAAAUGGGUCUUGGUAAAACAAUUCAAACAAUAGCAUUGUUAGCACAUCUUGCUUGUGAAAAGGGCAAUUGGGGUCCUCAUUUAAUAAUAGUACCUACAUCUGUGAUGUUAAAUUGGGAAAUGGAAUGUAAAAAAUGGUGUCCGGGUUUUAAAAUUCUCACUUACUAUGGUACACAAAAAGAGCGUAAACAAAAGAGAACCGGUUGGACAAAACCAAAUGCUUUUCAUAUAUGUAUUACAUCUUAUAAACUUGUUAUUCAAGAUCAUCAAAGUUUCCGUCGGAAAAAGUGGAAAUAUUUAAUUUUAGACGAAGCUCAAAAUAUUAAAAAUUUUAAAUCACAACGAUGGCAAUUAUUAUUAAAUUUUCAAACACAAAGACGUUUAUUGCUAACCGGUACACCAUUACAAAAUAAUCUCAUGGAACUUUGGUCACUGAUGCACUUUCUUAUGCCCAAUGUAUUUCAAUCACAUCGUGAAUUUAAAGAAUGGUUUAGUAAUCCCGUUACUGGUAUGAUUGAAGGAAAUAGUGAAUACAACGAAAAUAUUAUACGUCGACUUCAUAAGGUUUUACGUCCAUUUUUACUCCGAAGAUUGAAAACCGAAGUAGAAAAACAAUUACCAAAGAAAUACGAACACGUAAUAAUGUGUCGUUUAUCAAAACGUCAAAGAUUUUUAUACGAUGACUUUAUGUCACGUGCUAAAACUCGUGAAACUUUGGCUAGUGGUAAUUUAUUGAGUGUCAUCAAUGUAUUGAUGCAAUUACGUAAAGUAUGUAAUCAUCCAAAUUUAUUUGAAGUAAGACCGACGGUGUCACCAUUUCAAAUGGAAGCUAUUGACUUUAUUACAGCUUCAUUAGUAUGGAGUGCACUUGAUUAUGAUCCAUUCAAGCACAUUGAUUUGGCUAUUUUAAAUUUAAAUCUAUUGAAAAUAGAACGUACAAUAACAGCAUUUGUGUCACACAGAAUACGUCGUUUACAAACACCUCGUAAAUUAAUUGAAGAAAUAGAUAGUCAGCCACCGCCACCACCACGUUGUCCAGCUGGUAAAAUAAAAAUAACUGUAAGACUGUCAAAUCAAGUUAAACCUCCAUCAGUAACACCUCAGCAAGUAGCUCAAGCAAAAAUAAAAAGUUUUACUGGUAUUUUACCAACACCGCGUGUUGGUACUUCCCCAUUAAUUAAAACAAUUAAUAAUCAAACUCCUGGACAAGGUGUUACAUUACGUGUUGCUGGUGGACAACAAUUACAAGGUUACGUUCAACUUGUUCAACAUCAAGGAAAUGUUAAAGCGAUACCAAUGGCUACGAUAGCGCACAAUUCUCAAACAACAACACCAGUAACGGGUACUACGGCAACGAUAAAUGCUCAGAAAAUAGCCGUUAGCAGUCCAAAUAUCCGCGAUGGCUUACAGAGAUUAACGCAAACCGUUACAUUUAAACAAGGAGACUCUGUACAGAGGAUACCCAUGUCAAGUUUUGCUCAAUUAGUACAGACGUCUACCGGUCGGCAUAUUAUUCUUCAUUCCAAUCAACAGUCAACAAAUGCAGUUUCUUUUCCUGUGAUGACAUCAAGUGGUCAACGACUUACUGUCCUAUCGCCAAAAUUUACGCCAGUAACAAAAGUAGUCGGUGGUGUUGUGACAACAUCAGCAAAUACAGUUGGCGGUCGACCUGUAAUGCGAGUACCGCCAUUAAAUGUUUCUACCAGCGUAGCAUCAGCAAUGGCAUCACCAUCACAGCCACAGAUACGUGGAAUAGUAACAAGAGGUGGUACCAGUGUAUCAGCAACUGCUGGUGUAACUGGUGCUGGCAGUGGUAAUAAUGCCAAUGGUACAACGACUCAGCAAAAAGAAAUAAUUAAAAAACGUAAAGAAAGCCCUAAAUCAGAUUUUUAUUUAUCACAACUUGAAGAAGAUCGACGACAACGACGUCAAGCUAAAUUAAGUACAUUAGCCAAUAUAAAUGAACGUAAAUGUGCGGCUUGUCCUUUGUACGGCGAGGAUCUUUUUACAGCAUUGAGAAUUGAUAGACCUGCGUCUGGUUGUCAAUGGCACAAUGGCUGGUUAAAUUGUAAAAAUGUUAAACAACCAGCACGAACCCGUCGUCAAUAUUUUUCUCAUACGGAAGCUCUGGCCCAGGCGAUUAAAUCAACAGAACAAAUAGUCGAAGAAUUAAAAGAAGUAUUUGAACGUUUUGUUUGUUAUGUACCAGCAGUACGUGCACCAGUACCGCGUUUUCAUGUUUCACAUCCACCUCCAUGUAAAUUAUGGCAACAUCAACGUAUGCAAAUGGUAUUACAGCGACGGAUAACACCUAAAUGUGCGAUACUUCAUCCAAUAAAUAGUGCAAUGAUGACACAAUUUCCUGAUCCACGUCUUAUACAAUAUGAUUGUGGUAAAUUACAAUCACUCGAUCGUUUAUUAAGAAAAUUAAAAAGUGGUAGUCAUCGUGUCCUUAUAUUUACGCAAAUGACAAGAAUGUUGGACGUACUUGAGGCAUUUUUAAAUUACCAUGGUCAUAUUUAUUUAAGAUUAGACGGUACAACAAAAGUUGACCAACGUCAAUUUCUUAUGGAAAGAUUUAAUGGAGAUAAACGUAUAUUUUGUUUUAUAUUAUCAACAAGAUCGGGUGGUGUUGGUGUUAAUCUUACUGGUGCUGAUACAGUUAUAUUUUAUGACAGUGAUUGGAAUCCAACAAUGGACGCUCAGGCACAAGAUCGUUGUCAUAGGAUUGGACAGACUCGUGAUGUUCAUAUUUAUCGGCUUGUUAGUGAAAAGACUGUUGAAGAAAAUAUUCUUAAAAAGGCCAAUCAAAAGAGAUUACUUGGUGAUCUUGCUAUUGAAGGGGGUAAUUUUACUACUGCUUAUUUCAAGAGCUCGACAAUACAGGAUCUCUUUAAUAUUGAUCAGACUGAAAAUGAUGCGUCGGCACGUAUGGCUGAAAUCGUUGAACAAAAUAAAGAUCGUGAAAAAUUAUUGCUGAAAGACGUGUCCUCUAGUUGUAGUAGUAAUAAUAGUAAUAGUGGUAAUGGUAAUAGUAAUAGUAAUGUAACGACGCCAAUUGUUGAAGAAAAAGUAGCAAUGGGUGCCUUAGAAAGUGCACUUGCUGCUGCUGAAGAAGAUCUUGAUGUAUUGGCUGCUAAAACUGCUAAAGCUGAAGCUGUUGCCGAUCUUGCUGAGUUCGAUGAAAAUAUUCCGUUGGAUGAUGCUGAUCGUGAGGACACACAAAUUAGUAAAGCUGAACAAGAAGUUCAAAAUUUAAUUUCACAGUUAACACCAGUUGAACGUUAUGCAAUGAAAUUUGUUGAAGAAACAGAAGGUACAUUUUCAGCAGCUCAAUUGGCUGCAGCGGAACGUGAAUUGGAACAACAGAAAAAAGAAUGGGAAUUAGAUCGACUACGCGCAUUACGUGAAGAAGAAGAACGUCGUAUGAGGAUGGCUGAUGAUGACGAUAAACCAUUGACAUUUAGCCGCGAGGAUGCUCAGAAUCAGGUUAAUAAUACAAGUAAUUCUAAGAGAGUAGGUAAUAGUAAUAAAAAACAAAGUCAGGUCGCGCCGAGUAGACGUAGUUCACGUAGACGUAGUAGAAGUGCACGUGAAUCUUCAGUAAGUGAUUCUGAGUCUUCGACUAAUAGUGAGUCGGAGUCUCAAGAAGAUCUUGCUGAAGAUAAUUCUGAUGAGGAAGAGUCCAGUCAAGAGAGUCAGGAUGAUGAGAUAGGUGAUGAUGAUGAUGAUGGUGACGACGACGAUGAUGAUGAUGAUGACGGUGAUGGUGAUAACGAGAAUGAAGAUGACGAUGAUUUAAAUGCAAGUAAAUAUGAUAAUAGCAAACGUCGUCCAGGUCGACCUAAAAAAAUGAAAAUGCGUAAAAAUCAUCUUGAUCUCAAUAGUCCGCGUACAAGAUCUCGUGGUAACGUUAAAAUAAAUUUAUGGACAUUAGAUGUAAGUCCCAUUUUACCGGUUGUUAAACGUAGUUAUAAAGAUAUGCAUUGGCGUAAACGUAAUAAACGUGAUAGUAAUGAUAAAAAUACAAAUAAUGAUAACAAUAAAGAUUUGUCGAUUACAGAUCAAGAUCAAGAUCAUGAUAAUGAUAAUGAGAAUGGUAAUAAUACAGAUGAUAAAUGUUCAGUUUUAGUUGAUCAAGUUAAAUGUGAUGAUUUAUCAUCAGCUAGUCUUAGUGUUAAUGAUGAGGAAAAGAAUGAAGAAACAAUUGAUGAUAAAAGCCCUCAGGUUACGGAUUCAAUGGAUAUUUCUGCAUGUAGUGACGACAAUGAUGAUCAUGAAGAAAAACAAGAACAUUCAGAAUUAGAGCAGUCAAAUAAAACAAAUUUUAGUACGUCAUUGUGCGGUGAAUCAUUAAAAACUGAUGGUAAUAAAACUGAAGAUGAUAAUGGUGAUAAAGUUGACGAAGUUGAAAAUUUAAAUGAAAAUAAACGGACUCGUUUAAAUCGUAGUAAUAAUAUUAAAAAAAUACCUCAAUCUUGUGAUGAUUUAACAGGUAAAAACGAAGAAAUGGAUACUGAUGCUAAUCACGUAACACGAUCUCAUAAAACUGAACAAUUUAAAACAGACAAUAUUAACAAUGAAGACACGGAAAAUUUAGAUGUUAAUGUUGGGUCACCGAAUAAUGUAAUUGAUAGUACGUCGCCUACGAAUUUAAAUGAAUCUGCACUAGAUGUUGAAUAUUGUAUUAUAAGUAAUAAAGAUAAAUCAGGUGAUGAUUCUUCAGCAGAUUCUUCUUGUACGGAUGUUAAUGCUGAGCCUAAAAUAGAAAGUAUUAUUUUAAGAAAAACACGAACAAGAUCAUCUUUAAUAAGUAGUGCUCCUUUGAGUAGUCGUACUCGACGUGCUGCGAAAUUACAGCAUAAAAAUCCGGAUUUGAGUAGUAAUACAGACGCCGAAGCUAAAGAAAUAAAACAAGAGUCAAUUGAUGGUAUUGAGGAAGUUGGAAAAAAUCAAUUAGAAAAUGAUGAAUGGCCAAAAGUUUGUGUUGAAAAUAUUUUACUUGAUGAAUCUGUGCCAAUUGAAGCGACUAUUUUACCUCCUGUCGAGUCAACUGAUUUAAAAUCAAUUAAUUCUGAGGAAAAAAAUACUGAAGCUUCAUCAAAUUCUAAUUUAACGUUACGAUUAAAAAUAACUCGACCGGACACACCUUUUCCACGUAUUUCAACACGAAGAUCUAAAGCUAAUUCACCUUUUACAGAACCUCUAGCUCCUGUUUCCAAUGACGUUGAGUCGAAAAAGUUACGAAAAAAUUUAGAAAAAAAAGUGAUUAAAAAAUCAUCCGACUCGGAGUCAUUACAAGAGUCCGUGGACGAAAAAAGAAAUGACGGUUGCAAAAGUCCAAUGUUGAUUCUAUCAGACAUAAAAUUAAAAUUACCAGUACCAAAAUCAUCGCAAAUUGAUGCUUCGUCAUCGCGCGUAACUCGUUCAUCAGGAGUACUAGAUUCACCGAUUGUUCUUAUAAAAGAGCAUUCAUCUUCGGCAGAAAGACCUACAACACGUUCAAAAGGUGCUAUGGACAACGGGUUCUUGUUACCAACUCAAAUAAAUCGUAAAACACGCGGCAAUUCGUUGCCCAAAGUAUCAACAUCAUCAGCAAUUAUACCAGAUUCUAAUAAAUUAAAAUCCAGUGAUACUGUUAAUAUAUUUCCCAGUAGUCAAAAAAGAAGACCAGAUACACCAGUACCUAAAAAAUCAUCAUUACGUAUUACAAGAUCAGCGGAUCAAAUUAUUUAUUCAUCAAAUUUUAAUUCACAAAGCAAUUUAAUAAAUAAAAGCAAUAAUAAAUCAACACGUCGUACGUCAACUUGUUUAGAUAAAAAUGAAACAGAUGUACAUUCACUUACACAUACCGGUACGCGUACACCAUCACCACCACUACCAGUAUCAUCACCACUUGCUGAUAAUAUAUCAGGAAAAAAAGAAUCUGUUGAUACUGAUUCAAAUGGUAAUGCCGUAAAUAAUGAUAAUUUUACCCACAGUGAAAAUGAUAAUGUUACGUUAAUUAAUAUUGACAAUGAAAAACCUCAGAGAACAGCUAAAGUUGUUGCUAUGAUAACACUAGAUACUCAUUCGCGUAUUAAUCAUAAUAAAACGAGUCCUGUUAAUUCCGCAAUUAAAAAAAAUGAUGAUAAACGUGAUUGUGAAGUUAUUUGUAUUGAUGAACCUAUCGGGAUUAAAAUGAGAUCCAGAAGUAGUUCUAAAUUAUUAUUAUCAUCAUCAACAUCGUCAUCAUUGCCGUCAUCAUCAUCACCUAUUGAGACAAUAGUUAUCCAUGAUGAUAGCGAAUCUGAAAAUGACACUGAAUCGAGAGAUAAAAGAUUGCGUAAUAAAAAUAUUAUAAAAAGAUCACAAAGACUUAUUAAGUCAAAUUUAAAAAAUAAAUAUAAUGAUAUACAAAUUUUAGAUACAACAGCAGACAAUGAUGAUGAAUUAGGGCCUAAUAAAAAAAUAAUUAAACUUACACCUGUUGAUAAAAUUAAUCGUCAAAUUUCUUGAAAUAUUAAAUUAUCAUUUUUUAAAAAUUUCAUUAAUAUUUAAAUCAUUCAUAACAAUUAUUAUUGAAUUAUUAUUUUUUUUAAAGCUUUUUUUUUAUCAAUUGCUUCAUCUUAUCUUGCCUAAUCUUUAAUGUGAAUUUUGUAAAUAUUAAUAAUAAUAAUAAUGAUAAUACUUAAAUAAUUAUGAACAAUAAAUUGAGACGGCAAUAAAAUAUUCCGUACUCGGUAAAAAUUAUUGAUUGAUUAAUUAAUUGAUUAAUUAAUUUGUACUGGUUUUUUUAUUAUAAUUAAUUGCUGCGUCUGGUGACGUUAUUGUAUAAAAUGAACGGAGGAGUAAAAAGAAAAUUAACUGAGAAAAUGAUAAUGAUAAGAGAAUAAAAAUAAAAAAAGAAGUAAUAAUGGAAAUAUAAUUUAUAUUUUUCGUGAUAUCCGCGAGACUCAUGACUGUAUUAUAUAAUAAAAAAAAAAACAUAGGUUUAAAAAAAAUAUAUUUUCAAUAUAAUCAAGACGCUAUACUCUGUUAUUAUUAUACGUAAUUAUUGAUAUUGUUUAUAAUUGUUAAUAUUUUUUAAUUGAUUUGACAGUUUGUUUUUUUUCUUGUUUAUUUUUUCUUUUAUUGAUAAAUGUUUUCUAAUUUAAUAAUAAAACUCUCAAAGAGUUUUAUAUGUGCUUCUGUCUCUCUAUCAUCUCUUCUGUACACGACUGCGACGUCGUUCAAUGUGAAAUAAUAAUUAUAUAAAUAUGAAUAUAUAUAUAAAUAUAUAUAAACGUUUUUAGGGAUUAAGAUAAUUAACGUAUAGAAUUAAAACGUGUAAUUUGUCGAGUGUUAAGAUAUAUAUAUAUAUAU